Gossypium raimondii (Peruvian cotton) is the source of this 1365-nucleotide messenger RNA. Its product is annotated as GPN-loop GTPase QQT1. NCBI's taxonomy places the organism in Eukaryota, Viridiplantae, Streptophyta, Magnoliopsida, Malvales, Malvaceae. The transcript has 11 exons. Gene Ontology annotation, molecular function: GTPase activity. The record is from RefSeq and is a predicted model, not a curated record. The coding region runs from base 313 to 1218 and encodes 301 amino acids. Gene Ontology annotation, cellular component: cytoplasm.
UUUCACAUACCUGCCUUCCCUUUCUUUUCUUUUCCUCUUCAGCCGACUCCCCCAAUUUCUAAUCCCUAACAGCUAAUUUCUAAAUCCCUAACAAAAUAACUUUUCCUUCUCCACUCCAACACCCACCGGCCACCACCAUCAUCGUUCACCAGUCAGGCAGUCACCACCAAUCCACCACACACCUGCUGGCGACUUUAUAAUUUUAAUACGCGUCGAGCGAGCAAGCUUGCCAUUUCUUUCUGAAACGUUUCAAGUUUUAGGACGUCUCACUUUCAGCUCACGUUUCAGAGCAGGAAAACCCUUUGAAUUAAGAUGGUGUUUGGGCAAGUUGUGAUUGGUCCACCUGGAUCAGGAAAGACUACUUACUGUAAUGGCAUGUCUCAGUUCCUCAAACUUAUUGGAAGGAAAGUUGCUGUAAUCAAUUUGGAUCCGGCCAACGAUUCGUUACCCUAUGAGUGUGCUAUCAAUAUCGAGGAUCUCAUAAAACUAAGUGAUGUCAUGACAGAACAUUCUUUGGGGCCUAAUGGAGGUCUUGUCUAUUGUAUGGAUUAUUUAGAGAAGAAUAUCGAUUGGCUGCAGUCUAAACUGGAACCUCUUUUGAAAGAUCACUAUCUUCUUUUCGAUUUUCCCGGCCAGGUUGAACUAUUUUUCCUUCACUCGAAUGCCAAGAAUGUAGUCAUGAAGCUUAUUAAAAAGUUGAAUCUUAGGUUGACUGCUGUACAUUUAGUCGACGCCCACCUAUGUAGUGACCCGGCGAAGUAUAUCAGUGCUUUGAUUCUCUCGUUAUCUACCAUGUUGCACUUGGAGCUGCCACAUAUCAAUGUCCUCUCUAAGAUUGACUUAAUUGAAAGCUAUGGAAAGCUCUCUUUCAAUCUGGAUUUCUACACGGAUGUCCAAGAUUUAUCGUAUUUACAGCACCAUCUUGACCAAGAUCCCCGCUCUGCCAAGUUUAGAAAACUUACAAAGGAGCUUUGCGAUGUAAUUGAAGACUUUAGUAUUGUCAAUUUCACAACCUUAGAUAUUCAGGAUAAGGAGAGUGUUGGGAAUCUUGUGAAACUUAUCGAUAAGAGCAAUGGAUACAUAUUUGCCGGUAUAGAUGCCAGUGCGGUUGAAUUCAGCAAGAUUGCAGUACGACAAGUCGAUUGGGAUUAUUACAGAGCUGCUGCGGUACAGGAGAAAUACAUGAAGGACGAUGAAGAUUUCAAUAAUGAUGAUUAACCAUGCCUUGUGAUGAGAUCACGAACUGAGUGAGGUUCCACCUUCACUAUGCCUUCUUUUUACCUUGUUUAUAUGUGAAUUUUAUGAAAUCUAGACUCGAUAACCUCAAGUUUAUACAGCUAUCGAUCUUCCUUAUCUUAUUCUAAA